Molecule: messenger RNA, 654 nt
Organism: Phialemonium atrogriseum
Lineage: Eukaryota; Fungi; Ascomycota; Sordariomycetes; Cephalothecales; Cephalothecaceae
Exons: 2
Coding region: 1-654 (217 amino acids)
Source: RefSeq, a predicted model, not a curated record
AUGCAUGACAAUUACUCUCACCCGCUCCUUGAACAGGUGCCCCUCACCGUCUCCCCCUUUAUCAACCUCCCCACAGCCACGACCCUCCCAUACACAUACAAGACCAUGCCGUCGACCCUCCCGCCAUCCACAACCGGCAUCACCUCCACAUCAGCUGGCCCGGGUGCCGACAGCAGCGGUAGCGGCGUGCACCCGUCCGCGGGCCCGACGCCGAGCAACAAAGCCAAGUACGUCAUCUCGGCGUCGGGCCACGCCGCGCACCCAGACGACAUCGUCGCGUCGUGCCGGGCGCUGCAGGCGCACGUGGCGCGCCUGCAGGCCGACGCCGAGGCCGAACUGCGGGCCCUCGACGCGCGCAUCCGCGCCCGCGACCUGGCGGAAAGGCGGCGCGUCGCCCCGGGCUGGCUGGACAGCGAGGCGCGACUGCUCGAGCCGGAGAGGAAGGCCAGCGCGGCGGAGGAGCUGCCUCCCGCUACCGAGGCCGGGGCUGGGGAUUUCGGCGGGCCGCCUGGUUAUGCCGGGGGUGGGCAGCUGUUUGCGGGGCAGCAUGUCUGGGGGUCUGGUCAUGGGCCUGGAGGGGAGAGCGAGAUGGCGGUUCCGGAUGAGGGGGAGCAGCUGGAUAGGGUUUUUGGGGGCUUGGCGCUAGGGAAGUAG